UGGCGGCGGCGCUGGAGGCCCCGGGCCUGUGAUCACAAAGAGGGAGCCGGGGGCCGGACGGGAGCGCGGCGGCGGCGGCUGAGGCCCAGGCCAGGCCCCCUCCCCUCAGCCUCCCGCCUGCCCGCCCUCCUCCGCCCGUCCGCCCCGCCCCCGCCGGCGGCGCCCCGCCCCUCCCCCAACCGCCCGACUAGCAUGGUGCGGCGGCCGCGCGCGCCGACAUGGGGGAGAAGCUGGAGCUGAGGCUCAAGUCGCCCGUGGGGGCCGAGCCCGCCGUCUACCCGUGGCCGCUGCCGGUCUACGAUAAACACCACGAUGCUGCUCACGAAAUCAUCGAGACUAUCCGAUGGGUCUGUGAAGAAAUCCCAGAUCUCAAGCUUGCUAUGGAGAAUUAUGUUUUAAUCGACUACGAUACCAAAAGCUUUGAAAGCAUGCAGAGGCUCUGUGACAAGUACAACCGGGCCAUCGACAGCAUCCACCAGCUGUGGAAGGGCACCACGCAGCCCAUGAAGCUGAACACACGGCCGUCCACUGGACUCCUGCGCCACAUCCUGCAGCAGGUCUACAACCACUCGGUGACUGACCCCGAGAAGCUUAACAACUAUGAGCCCUUCUCCCCGGAGGUGUAUGGGGAGACCUCCUUCGACCUGGUCGCCCAGAUGAUCGAUGAAAUCAAGAUGACCGAGGAUGACCUGUUUGUGGACCUGGGCAGCGGAGUGGGCCAGGUCGUGCUGCAGGUCGCUGCAGCCACCAACUGCAAACAUCACUAUGGUGUCGAGAAAGCCGACAUCCCAGCCAAGUACGCGGAGACCAUGGACCGAGAGUUCAGGAAGUGGAUGAAAUGGUAUGGAAAAAAGCAUGCAGAAUACACACUGGAAAGGGGAGAUUUCCUCUCGGAGGAGUGGAGGGAGCGGAUUGCCAACACGAGUGUUAUAUUUGUGAAUAACUUUGCCUUUGGUCCUGAGGUGGAUCACCAGCUGAAGGAGCGGUUUGCAAACAUGAAGGAAGGUGGCAGAAUCGUGUCCUCAAAGCCCUUCGCACCUCUCAACUUCAGGAUAAACAGUCGAAACUUGAGUGACAUUGGUACCAUCAUGCGUGUGGUGGAGCUCUCGCCGCUGAAGGGCUCAGUGUCGUGGACGGGGAAGCCAGUCUCCUACUACCUGCAUACCAUCGACCGCACCAUACUUGAAAACUAUUUUUCUAGUCUGAAAAACCCAAAACUCAGGGAGGAACAGGAGGCAGCUCGGCGCCGGCAGCAGCGAGAAAAUAAGAGCAACACGACCACCCCGACCAAGGUGCCUGAGAGCAAGGCGGCCGUUCCCGCAGACACCCCCGUGGACUCUGGUGCUGAGGAAGAGAAAGCCGGGGCGACCACCAUCAAGAAGCCGUCUCCCUCCAAAGCCCGAAAGAAGAAGCUGAACAAGAAGGGCCGGAAGAUGGCCGGCCGGAAGCGCGGGCGCCCCAAGAAGAUGAGCUCCACGAACCCCGAGCGCAAGCCCAAGAAGACCCAGAGCGCACUGGACCUGCUGCAUGCCCAGACCGUGUCGCGGGCGGCAUCACCCUCGCCGCAGGAUGCGCACAGGCCACCUCACAGCCCAUUCUACCAGCUACCUCCCAGCGUGCAGCGGCACCCCCCUGAGCAGCUGCUGCUGGCACCUACCCCGCCCGCACUGCAGAAGCUGCUAGAAUCCUUCAAGAUUCAGUACUUACAGUUCCUGGCGUACACAAAGACUCCUCAGUACAAAGCCAACCUGCAGCAGCUGCUGGACCAGGAGAAGGAGAAGAACGCCCGGUUGCUGGGCGCCGCACAGCAACUGUUCGGCCACUGCCAAGCUCAGAAAGAGGAGAUCAAGAGGCUCUUCCAGCAGAAACUGGACGAGCUGGGUGUGAAGGCGCUGACCUACAAUGACCUGAUCCAAGCGCAGAAGGAGAUCUCGGCUCAUAACCAGCAGCUGCGGGAGCAGACAGAGCAGCUGGAGAAGGGCAACAGGGAGCUGCGAAGCCGGAGCCUGCAGCUGCUCAAGGCUCGCUGCGAGGAACUGAAGUUGGACUGGUCCACGCUGUCCCUAGAGAACCUGCUGAAAGAGAAGCAGGCCCUGAAGAGCCAGAUCUCGGAGAAGCAGAGGCACUGCCUGGAGUUGCAGAUCAGCAUCGUGGAGCUGGAGAAGAGCCAGCGGCAGCAGGAGCUCCUGCAGCUCAAGUCCUGUGUGCCACCCGAUGACACCCUGUCUGCACACCUGCGGGGGAGGGGUGGCCUGGCCCGGGAGCCAGAGGCCGAGCCUGGCCGGCUGCGCCUGGAGCUGGACUGUGCCAAGUUCUCCCUGCCCCACUUCAGCAGCACAAGCCCGGAACUCUCCAUGAAUGGCCAUGCGGCCAGCUAUGAGCUCUGCAGCGCGCUCAGCCGACCCUCGCCCAAGCAGAACACUCCCCAGUACCUGACCUCCCCCCUGGACCAGGAGGUCGUGCCCUGCACCCCCAGCCAUGGCGGCCGGCCAAGGCUCGAAAAGUUGUCUGGCCUGGCCCUGCCCGACUACACCAGGCUUUCCCCUGCCAAGCUGGUGCUGAGGCGUCACCUGAGCCAGGAUCACGUGGCUGGCAGCAAGGCAGCCACCAGCGAUGUGCACCCACGAGUGGAGCCCACCAAGGAGAAUGGCCUCCCAUACCACAGCCCCGGCAUCACCAAUGGCAUCAAGCUGAGCCCCCAAGAUCCUCGGCCCUCGUCCCCCACAGGCUUACAGAUGACGGGAGAGAAGGGCAGCGAGAAGGGUGUGAGGGAGCGCGCCUACGCCAGCAGUGGGGAGGCCAUCACCAGCCUGCCUGUCAGCAUCCCGCUCAGCACCGUGCAGCCCAGCAAGCUGCCUGUCAGCAUCCCUCUGGCCAGCGUGGUGCUGCCCAGCCGCGCUGAAAAAGUGAGAAGCACCCCCAGCCCAGGCCCACAGGCCCGAGAGACCUCCUCCACUCUUGAGAAGCAAAUGGGUGCUAAUGCCCAUGGCGCCGGGGGCAGUGCUGCCGGGGGCAAAGGUCUUGCCCUGCCUCCCACAGGCUUCACCUACGCUGGCUCAGUGGCCAUCAGUGGGACCCUGGCUGGCAGCCCGGUGCCACUUGCCCCUGGAGCCGAGCCCCCCGCCUUGGAUGAGUCCUCCAGCUCCGGAAGUCUCUUUGCCACCAUGGGGUCCCGCAGCUCCACCCCGCAGCACCCGCCCCUGCUGACACAGCCUCGCAGUUGUGGCUCUGCCUCACCCGCCCCUCAGCUCUGCACCAGCCCCCGGCUGGCUACCCAGGGCCCGCUCCCUGACGCCAGCAAAGGGGACCUCCCCGCUGAGGCUGGCUUCUCAGACCCAGAGAGCGAAGCCAAGAGGAGGGUCGUGUUCACCAUCGCAGCCGGUGCUGGCAGUGCCAAGCAGUCGCCAUCCAGCAAGCACAGCCCCCUGCCCUCAGGCACCCGCGGGGACAGUGGCCAGAGCCAUGGACAGGACAGCCGCAAGCGGGGCAGAAGAAAGCGGGCAUCGGCAGGGACCCCCAGCCUGAGCUCAGGCGUGUCCCCCAAGCGCCGGGCCCUACCAUCUGUCGCUGGCCUCUUCACUCAGUCUUCAGGGUCCCCCCUGAAUCUCAACUCCAUGGUUAACAACAUCAACCAGCCUUUGGAGAUCACGGCCAUCUCAUCCCCCGAGAGCUCUCUGAAGAGUUCCCCUGUCCCCUACCAGGACAAUGACCAGCCCCCCGUGCUCAAGAAGGAAAAGCCCCUGAGCCAGACCAACGGGGCCCACUACUCCCCACUGACCUCGGACGAGGAGCAGGGCUCGGAGGAUGAGCCCGGCAGUGCCAGAAUCGAGAGAAAAAUUGCAACAAUCUCCUUAGAAAGCAAAUCUCCUCCGAAAACCUUGGAAAAUGGUGGCGGCCUGGCGGGAAGGAAGGUGCCACCGGCCAGCGAGCCAGUCAACAGCAGCAAGUGGAAGUCCACGUUCUCGCCCAUCUCCGACCUUGGCCUGUCCAGGGCGGCUGAUAGCCCGUUGCAGGCCAGCUCCACUCUGAGCCACAGCUCCCUGUUUGCUUUCCGGCCCAGCCUGGAGGAGCCCAGCUCAGCCGACACCAAGCUGGCCGCCCACUCCAGGAAGAGCUUCUCGGGCACCCUGCCAGCGGCAGGCGGGUUGAGUCCCAGCAGCCACCCUGCCAGCGGCUUUGCCCUUGGCGGGGGCCUGGCAACCGACCUCAGUUUACACAGCUUCAGUGAUGGUGCUUCUCUCUCCCACAAGGCCCCCGAGGCGGCUGGCUUGGGUGCGCCCUUGAGCUUCCCUGCCCCACGGGGCAAGGAGGGCAGCGCCUCAGAACCCGGCCCCUUCUCGAACAAGAGGCAGCUGGAUGGACUGGGCCCAAAGGGCGAGGGGGGCCUGCCCACCUGCGGGCCCACGGACAAGGCCUCUCUGGUGCACAGCAAGGCGGGCAAGGGCCGUGACCGUGAGCCCGACGUGAAGAAUGGCCACAACCUCUUCAUGGCCGCCGCCACCGCACCCCCUGGGGGCCUCCUCAGUGGCCCAGGCCUCACCCCGGCAGUGUCCUCAGCAGGCAGCACGGCCCCGGCCACCCAGACACACCGGCCCUUCCUGGGCGCCUUUGCCCCCAGCCCGCAGUUCACACUGGGCCCCAUGUCCCUGCAGGCCAACCUGGGCCCAUCCGUGCUGCAGUCCCUGUUCAGUUCCGUGCCCGCUGCCGGCCUGGUGCAUGGCUCGUCCGCCGCCACCAGACUGACCAACUCGCACGCCAUGGGCAGCUUCUCCUCCGGGGUUGCUGGCGGCGCAGUUGGAGGUGUCUUUAACCACGCGGUGCCUCCCGCCUCCGCUCAUCCGUUUGGAGCCAGUUUCGGCAGUGGGGCUGCAUGUCGCAGCGCCACGCUGAGCUUAACCCCGCUGCAGGCGGUGGCCAGCACCCCGGCCUCUUCCUUUCAGGCCCCGUCCUCUGCGGAGCCGAGGCCGCCCCCACCCCCUCCCCACCUGGGCCGGCCCCCUCCAGGGCAGCCUGCCCUUCACGCACCGCCCCCCCCUAACGCUGCCUUGCCUCCUCCCCCCGCGCUGCUCCCGGCUAACUCUGAGCCCGUGCUUCUGCAGAACCUUGCGUCCCUCCCGGCUAACCAAGCUUUCUUACCUGCCUCCUCUGCCGCCUCUCUGCCGCCUGCUAACGCCUCUGUGUCCAUCAAGCUGGCCUCCCUCCCGCACAAGGUGUCCCGCCCCUCCUUCACGGUGCACCACCAGCCCCUGCCUGGGCUGGCCCUGGCCCAGGCCACACCCAUGAUCCCGCAGGCCAGCUCCACGGGGCCGCCCGCCGUGUGGGUUUCCCUUGGCAUGCCGCCUCCAUAUGCCGCGCGCCUUGCGGGGGUUAAGCCGCGAUAAAGACCUUGCUUAGCUAGCAGUCCGUAUUCUGUAAGGUAAGGCGAGAGCCUGAGCAGGCGGCCCAUACCAGACACUGAACUGUCCUUCCUUUUGCAGAGAGCAGGCGGGCCCGCACGGCUCCGCAGAGGGGCCAGGGAGGCAAGGGACCUGGGGUGGCCUGAGCUUGCCACCGAGAGCAAGGGAGGGCGUGGCUAGCCCCGCCGCUGACUGGACCCUCUCACCAGGUCCCCCACGGAGGGGCCCAGAGGAGCUGGACAAGGCUGGAGUUCUGGCUCAUCAGGCCCAGCUCAAGUUUGCUGCCACCCCAGGCUUGGUGUCUGCCGGCCAGGGUCCCAGCCAGCUCAGGAUCCAGCUUUGCCUUCUGUGCGCUCUUGGGCCUCAGCCCAUUUCCUUAAAGUAGGAUUUAAGGCCCCUGGUACAGAGCAGACCUUCAGAGAACAGUGGUCACUGUUGGGUCAUGUGUUGGGCUUAAUUAGCUAAAGGCCUCUACCUAUAGGGGCUGGUAGGUAAGGGUGGGCAUGGCCCUGGCCACACAGGAAGGCAGGCCAGGACGGUGGGCAGUGCCUUGUAGUCAGGACCACAGCACAGCUCCUCCUCUCAGCCUGUGAGUCUCAGACUGGCCGUGUGGGGUCUGCAAGGGACAGCAUUGGAAGGGCCCGCCUUUGGGAGCUGGACAGGGCAGGUGUCUGUUAGGAGGGGUAGGCAGUUAGCUGGGCACGGUGCUCCUGGCCCGGCCACAGCUGGUGGUACAUCCACUUCCCCUGGGACAGGGGCCUUCCUGGGCGAGCCCACAGCCCAGGGGACAAGUACUCAAAUGGAAACUGGGCACCAGGGCCAAGCUCAGGGCCUGCCUGCUGUCCUUGGCUGUCUGUCUUGUGUUUAAAUGGAAACAGAUGGGAGGCCGCUGGAGUCUGGUUAGGGUGCAGGUCAGCGGACAGCCUUGUCCGAGGCCUGGCGAUGGACUAUGCCUCAGUCCUGUUGCAGAAGCCUAGGAGGUAGGACAGCUUAGUGCGCAGUGGCCUCACUCCGUCAUAGAAGAUGUUGGCUUGGAGAGGAUAGAUGUGCACAUGGAGGUCGGGUGUCAGGCCCACGGUGGACACUGCCUUCCGUCCCCUGCCCCAGGCCCAUCACAGGCAGCCCCAGCUGAACAGUACCCACCUCACACCCAGAGUGGUGACCAGGGAGGGGCUCGGUUCCAAGGUUUCGGGGGGGAGGUGGGGAGAGGAGGCCAGAACCCAGGCAGCACCCCAUGCACACUGCAAAGGCUUGGGAUGGGGACAUCCCGUCUCUGACGGGCCAGGGGCGCAGCACAGGGGUCCUUGAAGCCACCACCUUGGUCCGUCUGUUGGUCUGUCUGUAGGCGGCUUUGGUCCCCUGGCCCAGGGGAGCGCCUAGGCUCGUGGGAGACGCUAACACUGUGCUGUCUUUCCUCCCGCGCCGUCUCCGCAGGUAACUAGGAUUUCUACCUCAACCGCGAGACUAUGCAAGGACAGGGCGGGCCGGCGGUGCCGCGCCCACCACAGGACGGCAAGGACGGACAGAAGCCAGAGGACAGGCUCUACUGUGAAUCAGCGCUGCGCAGAACUGCGGAGACGGCUCCUGGGGCCUGGCUCCAGCCUGUACUGUCGAUAGUUUUAGAUAAAGUAUUUAUCGUUUUUUAAAAAGUAUAAACAAUUUUGACUUAUUUUAUUCCACUGAAGUCGUAAAGGCAACCUAUUGAGAAGUGUAAAUACUAUAUAUGAGAGGAUCUAUAUAAAGACAUCUACCGAAGGACUGGCCCGCCCGGAGACGCCGCCAGCCGGGCCGGUGCUAUCUUGUCGCCAGGCUCGCGCCUCCUUGUCCUCUUGGUGCUGACUCUCGAGGUUGACCAACGCCAAACCAGUCCUUUGAAGCGCCUGCCCAGUGUGUCCCCACCACUCUUCCUAUACCAAAGGCAGCGUCUCCAGGUGGAGGCGGUUCCUCAGAAAAGGCCCGCCCACUCAGCACUGUGAACGGACGCAGCCCGGUCCGGGAUCCGCCUUUGGCAUAGGAAGGGCCGGGUCCACCAGCGGCAAGGCUGCAGUGGCGGAGCCUCAAGGAGGGGACCCGCUCUGAGUGGUGCUGUGAGGAGGGUCUGGUACCCUACUCUUGCCUGGCUGGCUCGUGUGACAAGUGCAUUUACUUUUGUACGUCUCUGCUCAUCCUGCUCGCGCCGCAGGCCACCCAUGCAGGGUUGGCUCCCAUAGUGGUGGCUGGAAACGCGGGCAGGUUAGUUGUGGGUGCCUGGUGUGUCUACAGGAGAGUCACGCUGAUGGGUGACAGUAUUUUAUAGAGAUGUGAUGAAAAUUUAUAAAUUUCAUAGACUUGACUUCAUUUAUUUUUAGAUUUUAUGACAAAUGCACAGUAAACUAAAGAGAAAAGUGAGGGGAAACCUUCCUAUUAAAGUGCACAGUGGCACUGGCCCAGGGUCUGCCCACCAACCCCACAGCUGGGGGUGACACCUGCCCCAUGUGGAGGGGCCAUGGUGGUGCUUGGGAACAGGAGCAUUGAGGGUGGCCGGGCAGCAGGCAUCCCCUGAGGCCCCCAGGUAGCUGGAAGGGCUCUCACCCCUCUUGCAUAGUUUUUGUGACCGGUCCUGGAUUCCUGGUGGGGCGGUGUUGUCUGUGCCUCCCGAGCACUUCUCGGUCCCCUGAAAGGGCAGACAUUGGCCAAAGGUGCUGGCAGGGAGCCCAGACUCUUGAGGUGGGUGCCCUGGCCAAGGCUGGGUGCAAGGGGUCAGAGCCCCGUCCUUAGGUGCUUGCUCCAGAGAUGGCACCUGCCAAGGAGUGUGGGAGGUGGGCCUUCCAUGGGGAUCUGAUUUGAGCCUCCCCCAGUCUGGCCCACACAACCCCACCCCUGAGGUGGAUGCCCAGAGCCCUCUGCUUGCCCAAAAGGGUCUGUCUGGUGGCCAGAGCCUGGGCCUGCUUCCUGAUCUCUGGGGAGGUCUAGAGCCAGCCUUGCGGGCAGGUGGGUGGAGGCCCUGUGGGACAGGACACAGGCCAUGAGGGCAGAGCAGGACAGCCCUGUGCAGGCAGCAGUUGGGGCUGGAGAUAGUGCCCCUCCUGUGACCAGCCACCCUGCCCCUGCCCUCCAGGGCAGUGCUUCCCAGGCACGAUGGUGCUGGCCUGGCCCUGACCCCCAGGCCCCUCUCCAAAAGGCCCCUCCCUGUGUCAGGAGUACAAGGCUCCCUGAAAAGCUGCAGGGCCAACAGGAGUGCCCGUCUGGAACAAAGCAACACUGUACACAAACACUGCGUCACUCGUUGCAGGGGGUGGGCUUGAGGCCGCCACACCUAGUUGUCCUCUGCACGCCCUCAUGGGCCCAGGGCCUGCCGCACAGGGUGCCCAGCUCAGCCUCUUCUCCUCCAGUCCCAGACCCUCGGCCUGAGCUCAGCCACUGACCACAGGAAGGACCUGCCGCUGCUGUUGACGCGGGCACUCCAGGUCUGAUGGCUACAGUUUUUGCUCAGGAAAACCUAACAACUAAGGCAACCCUCCCUUCCUCUAGGAAUCGAGACCUAUUUAAAAACUCACCGCUGUUAUUUAUCCUGCCCGAGGUCCUACCGUUGGUUCUCUUUCGCUCGUCCAACCACGCUUUCUCACAUCUCCACCUCAGUUUGUAAGGCUUUGCUUUGUCGUUCUGGUAGCCUGUGUUUCAGAUGGGGCGCUGGCUCCCCUCUUCCCAAGGGAACCCCACUACACUCUGCGUUUCCACUUCUAGACGCUGUAAUAAAAUACCUGUUUUCACUUGAA
Phacochoerus africanus (Common warthog) is the source of this 9151-nucleotide messenger RNA. It is a transcript of the gene DOT1L, whose product is annotated as DOT1 like histone lysine methyltransferase. Gene Ontology annotation, cellular component: nucleus. Gene Ontology annotation, biological process: DNA repair; DNA damage checkpoint signaling; regulation of transcription regulatory region DNA binding. Lineage: Eukaryota; Metazoa; Chordata; Mammalia; Artiodactyla; Suidae. The coding region runs from base 219 to 5381 and encodes 1720 amino acids. The record is from RefSeq and is a predicted model, not a curated record. The transcript is spliced from 28 exons. Gene Ontology annotation, molecular function: histone H3K79 methyltransferase activity.